AUGGAAGAGGAAGUACCAACCAGGGUCCAUUCACCACCAAGCCCCUCUACCAAGAGGCCAAAAGGUAUUCUCAAGAAUUCUUACCACCGCUCUCCAACUCGUCAAGCUCCAAUCUCGACUUCGCCUCCUCCUGCAUCACCAGUAGCAGCUGUUCGACCUGACUUCGAUCGCGAAAUUUCCGAGAAAGAUAUCACCUUGCAAAACACGCUUCAAAAUGCAGGUCAUCGUCGUUCGUCAUCCGCAGCACGACCAUCCGGGUCACGAAGGCAAUCUGGUCACUCUUCUAGUGAUAAUAAUGGAGACGAUGCAAAUAUGCGCUUGAAAUGGGACGAGGCAAACUUAUACCUCACAGAACAAGAGAAGAGCUCUACCAUGAAGAUCGACGAGCCAAAAACACCUUACGCGAAGCAAUAUGACCCAACCGAAGAUGAGGACGAGAUAAGAACGAUAGAUGCGCAGGAUAUCAUGGUAGAUGAGCUAGACAGAAAGCACAGUCCUGGAAAGAGCUCCCGCGCUAAGGAGGACGAUAUUCCAGGGCUCAGUCUAGGUGAGCCUGAGGAAGCAGUGCCAGAGAAUGAAGAAGACGAAGAGACACGCCGCAAGCGCAAAGAAAAGUCGGUUCACGUUGCGGGCGAGGACCAUUUGGGAAUGAGCGCAGAGGAAGCUGAGAAGCAUCGGAAAUUUGAGAAUAUGCGAAAAAAGCAUUACGAGAUGAAGAAUGUUGCGAAUCUACUUGGGCACCCAGAAGACCUGGACGCGCUCGAUGAAGAUGGAGAUAACGAUAUGAAUGGAACUGCCAGGUGA
Glarea lozoyensis ATCC 20868 is the source of this 804-nucleotide messenger RNA. RefSeq lists its product as uncharacterized. The coding region runs from base 1 to 804 and encodes 267 amino acids. The record is from RefSeq and is a predicted model, not a curated record. The transcript has 2 exons. Gene Ontology annotation, biological process: regulation of signal transduction. NCBI's taxonomy places the organism in Eukaryota, Fungi, Ascomycota, Leotiomycetes, Helotiales, Helotiaceae. Gene Ontology annotation, molecular function: protein phosphatase inhibitor activity.